AUGGCUCAUGAAAAGAAUACCAACAGCCCGGAGACCUUUCACGUCUCUGGGCUAGACGAAUGGCGCCAAGCGCUUCAUAACACUGGCCGUCGGCCCCUCCUAACUCACCUCAACGCCGACACAACAUGGCUGAUCCAGAUCCCCCGCCCAACUCAGAUUGCCCGGCCGCAAGUGCGGACGCACUUCAAUAUUCUCAUUGACCCUUGGCUCCAAGGUCCCCAGAGCGAUGUGGCUUGGUGGUUCAGCACGCAAUGGCACGUCGUUGCAUCAAGCGUUGACACUGUGACCAAGCUCAAUGAAAUUAUAUACCAGCUUGAGCAACCAGGGGCCGAUCAAGAGACUUCGAGUGAUGAUGCAUACAAUAUGAUCGAUGUAGUGGUCAUCUCACAUGAAUUCACUGACCAUUGUCAUCAAGCGACACUCCAGGAACUUCCAAAAAGCACGCCAGUGAUAGCCACAGACAUCGCAUCUGAUCUGAUCCGGAGCUGGGGUCACUUUGAUAACGUCAUCACUGCCCCUGGGUUAGAAAAGGAUGCUCCAUGGACAAGCUUGAAGCAUGUAUGCUCUUGUCUGCCCGACUGGCUUGCGAUUGGCAGGGUUGUCACACCAGGAAAUUCACUCUAUUACCAUUCUGCCAUAAUUAUAGCCUUUGACCUAUGCGAUGACAGGGAGCAACGGAGUGGUCUUGGGGAAGCUAUAAUAUACUCACCUCACGGAAUCUCUGGAGAGGAUCUUGCCUUUGUUCCUUCAUCUGGGGUGAAAACCCUCGCACUUCUUCAUGGAUUGCACGAUGUCAGCAUUUGGAUGACAAAACAACUCAAUUUGGGUGCUCUCAACGGCAUUCGUGCUGUCGAGGCAAGCCGAGCAAAAUAUUGGAUCGCCACCCACGAUGAGAUCAAGAAGGGCGGUGGCUUCAUUGCGCCAUUGCUUCGAAGGGUUCAAUAUACCGCCAAGCAGGCUAGUGAAUAUGAGAGGAACUGGCUUCAAGACGAAUCUAAGUUACCGACGUACAUUUUCAAAGAGCUUGGAUCAGGUGACGGUAUUAUAUUGAGAUGA
Clonostachys rhizophaga is the source of this 1056-nucleotide messenger RNA. The record is from the annotation of a GenBank genome assembly. Lineage: Eukaryota; Fungi; Ascomycota; Sordariomycetes; Hypocreales; Bionectriaceae.